This is a messenger RNA of Pelecanus crispus (Dalmatian pelican), 2095 nucleotides long. Lineage: Eukaryota; Metazoa; Chordata; Aves; Pelecaniformes; Pelecanidae. The record is from RefSeq and is a predicted model, not a curated record.
AUGGCUGCUUCUCGAUCUACUCGUGUUACAAGAUCUACAGUGGGUUUGAAUGGUUUGGAUGAAAACUUUUGUGGUAGAACAUUAAGAAACCGUAGUAUUGCUCAUCCAGAGGAAGUUUCACCCCAUCCUCAAAUACGGUCAAGGUCACCAAAGAAGAGGCCAGAGUCUGUGCAAACUCAGAAGGGAAGUAACGGUGGAAGAACUACUGAUUUGAAACAACAGAGCGCUCGGGAGUCAUGGGUGAGCCCUAGAAAGAGAGGGCUGUCUACUUCGGAAAAAGAUAAUGUUGAUAAACAAACUGUGGAAAAUUGUGAAAAAAAACAAGCAGAACCUGUUUCACCAGUUUUGAAAAGAAUUAAGCGCUGUUUACGUUCAGAGGCACCCAACAGUUCAGAAGACGACUUGCCUGCUAAAACAGAGAAGGAAUCAUUGGAGCAUAAAAGCUUAGUGUCGGACAAUGAUGCAGUCUCCACAGGGACUAAGCGAGCUUGUCGAUGUCUUAUAUUGGAUGAUUGUGACAAAAGGGAAGUUAAAAAGGUGAAUGUCUGUGCAGAAGGAUUUAACAAUUCUGCAAUAGUUGACGAGAUCGCAGGUUAUCAGACUGUCAAUGGAGUUGGUGAGAGAGACUCAAAUUCUCUUAACUGUGAUGACUGUCAGCUUGAUGGGAACACUAAGCAAAACAGUGCUGGUUCCUGUAUGCCCAAGGACAAAACAGUAGCAGAAAAUGGAGACUCGUUUGCCCAUUCUUCAUUGUUGCUUAAUAGCAGCAAGGAGGACAGUGUUGUAGACCAUUAUGUGCCUUGCACAAACUCUCAAGAACAGGUAAAGUUAGAGGACCACAAAAUAAUAAAUGACUGCUUGCCUGAGGAGCAUGCAAAUCAGGCAGAUGAGCCAGCUACAGGGUCCUUUUCUGAAAUCCAGUCAUCUUUGUUAAGGGAUUCGGAGGAGGAGGUAGAUGUUGUAGGAGAUAGUAGUGCCUCUAAGGAACAGUGUGCUGAAAACACCAAUAGCAACCUGAAUACUCAUCAUGACAGUGCAUCAAUCUCAGGUGAACCUGAACCACAUUCUUCAGUGCUGGACUGUGUUUCAGCUCAAAUGACUUCUGUGUCGGAACUUCAAGAACACAGAUAUACAUUGAGAACUUCACCACGAAGGGCUGCUCCUGCCAGAAGUAGCCCUACUAAAAAUAACUCUCCUUGUAGAGAAAACGGACAGGUUGAGGAAAAUAAUCUUAGUCCCACUGAAAAGAAUGUACCUGUAGGUAUUAAUAAUAUCAAUGGAUCUCCCCAAAAGUCUGAAGAAAUUAAACAGAAUGAAAAAGAGAGAAAUUGUAAUAUGGGAGAUCAUGGGAGUGAUGGACUAAGAAAGCCACUUUCUGAGGCUAGGCUUGUUGCUGGAUAUGUACCAUCUGCCAAAGAGAGUGCCAACAUCCACACUGCAGAGGAUGAUGAGGAAGAGCCUGAUGUGUAUUACUUUGAAUCAGAUCAUGUGGCAUUGAAACACAACAAAGAUUAUCAGAGACUGUUACAGACGAUUGCUGUACUCGAGGCUCAACGUACUCAAGCAGUUCAAGACCUUGAAAGUUUAGGCAGACACCAGAGAGAAGCACUGAAAGAUCCUAUUGGAUUUGUGGAAAGACUCCAGAAGAAGGUCGAUAUGGGUCUUCCGUAUCCUCAGAGAGUUGUUCAGCUCCCUGAGAUUGCCUGGGACCAAUACACCACUAGCCUUGGAAACUUUGAGAGAGAAUUCAAAAACCGAAAACGUAACAGUAGGAGAGUGAAGCUGAUUUUUGACAAAGGUAUACCUGCAAGACCAAAAAGUCCUUUGGAUCCCAAGAAGGAUGGAGAGUCUAUUUCAUACUCUGUCUUGCCUUUAAGUGAUGGUCCAGAAGGUUCUACAAACAGUCGUCCACAGAUGAUAAGAGGACGACUUUGUGAUGAGACCAAACCUGAAACUUUUAACCAGCUGUGGACUGUAGAGGAACAGAAAAAACUUGAGCAAUUGCUUUUGAAGUAUCCACCAGAGGAAGUAGAGUCCCGACGGUGGCAGAAGAUAGCUGAUGAACUGGGAAAUAGAACUGCAAAGCAGGUAACAA